AGCUCAGGCCUAUUCUGUGGAUUUACAUAAGGCAGCCAUCAGCCGGCCCACUCAUUACCAUGUUUUAUAUUCCCCAGCUCUCAGAAAGCAUCAUGGCAAAGUAGCUCCAUCCUCCCCUUCAACAGGGAAGUGAAGCAGGUGUCAGCAGUGAACUCCCCACAACACGGAGCACUCAGGAAGGAAGAACUUUUCGACUUUUGUGGUACUUUUACUCUGAUUAACCCCGCUUCCUCCAUCCCUUGUUUCCCCCUGCUCAGGCGCACACAGCAGCAGGCCUAUAUGUUGACUUUUUAAUGUUCUCUAAAAUGGUAUCGAAGCUGACAUCCCUGCAGCAGGAGCUCCUCAGCGCCCUGCUGGACUCAGGACUCACCAAGGAAGUGCUGAUCCAAGCCCUGGACGACCUGGACCCCAGCCCGCCGGGCUUCGGAGUAAAACUGGAGAGCCUGUCCAUGUCCCCCGUUCCCGGCAAGAUGAGCGGGCCGGACGCCGACUCCAAACCCGUCUUCCAUACGCUCACCAACGGCCACAGCAAGGGCAAGCUGUCCGGGGACGAGGGCUCCGAUGACGGGGACGACUACGACACGCCGCCGAUACUGAAGGAGCUGCAGUCGCUCAACACGGAGGAGGCCCUCGAGCAGAGGGCGGAGGUGGACCGCAUGAUUACAGAGGACCCAUGGCGUGCUGCCCGCAUGAUCAAAGGUUACAUGCAGCAGCACAACAUCCCCCAAAGGGAGGUCGUCGACAUCACAGGGCUGAACCAGUCUCACCUCUCCCAGCACCUCAACAAAGGCACGCCCAUGAAAACACAGAAGCGAGCGGCCCUCUACACCUGGUAUGUCAGGAAACAGCGGGAAAUACUGCGACAGUUCAACCAAGCAGUGCAAGGUCCUGGCAGCAAUAUGACAGAAAAAGACAAUCAGGAUCCGGCAUUUUUUUUCCCAGAGUUCAAUCCUUCUGGUCAGAGCAUGGGUCAGCCCGGUGAGGAGGUCGGCAGCGAACCCUCGUGCAAGAAAAUGAGACGCAACCGUUUCAAAUGGGGGCCUGCGUCCCAGCAAAUCCUGUACCAGGCCUACGAACGACAGAAGAACCCCAGCAAAGAGGAGAGGGAGAGUUUAGUAGAGGAGUGCAACAGAGCGGAGUGUCUUCAGAGAGGGGUCUCCCCCUCUAAAGCGCAGGGCCUCGGCUCUAAUCUGGUCACAGAGGUGCGAGUGUACAACUGGUUUGCCAACCGACGUAAGGAGGAAGCCUUCAGGCAGAAGCUGGCGAUGGACGCCAUCACUGUACCGACCCACAGCAUCAACCCUCUGCUGUCACACAGCUCGCCACAUCACCCCCAGAACAGCGCUUCACCUCCCAGUAAGACGUCAGUGCGUUACAGCCAAGGCCCCGGUGAGGUCACCUCCUCCACGACCAUCAGUCACCACAGUAGCAACGGCAUGGCCACCAGCCAGUCGGUGCUCCAACAGGUGUCUCCGGGAGGAUUGGACCACAGCCACAGUCUGCUGUCACCUGACGCCAAGAUGAUUUCUGGUUCAGGUGGAGGACUUCCUCCAGUCAGCACACUGACAAACAUCCACAGCUCCCAUCACAGCCAUCAGCAGACACAGAACCUCAUCAUGCCUCUAUCUGGAGUCAUGGCCAUCGCUCAGAGUUUAAACACGUCGCAGUCUCAGUCGGUGCCGGUGAUCAACAGUGUGGCGGGCAGCCUUGCAGCGCUGCAGCCGGUGCAGUUCUCCCAGCAGCUUCACAGCCCCCACCAGCAGAGCCUGAUGCAGCAUUCACCCAGCCACAUGAGCCAGCAGCCAUUCAUGGCUGUCACACACUCACACAUGUACUCUCACAAGCAGGAGCCGCCACAAUAUUCCCACCCGUCACGUUUCCCCUCCGCCAUGGUGGUCACAGACGCCAACAGCAUCAGCACCCUCAGCUCCAUGUCCUCCAGCAAGACGGACGCUCCUGUAAACAAGAUGGUGCAACUCGGGGGUCUCUCCUGGUGUCCUCUUCAAGCUUGGUGAGAGCAUCCUCGACUUCCUCGGUGCCCGGCAACCGGAGCGCAUUUUUCCACCCUCUCACUGCGGUAACCAUGACGACUCUUAAUAACCGGCAACGGCGCGCUUCGUGAUGAGUCAGUCGACAAACAAGAGGAGUGACGGUGACGGCGGGCCAGGCGGUGAAAAUGAAAAAUGGGGACAGAGAAGGAAAACAAACAACAACCCCCCCC
Paralichthys olivaceus (Japanese flounder) is the source of this 2221-nucleotide messenger RNA. NCBI's taxonomy places the organism in Eukaryota, Metazoa, Chordata, Actinopteri, Pleuronectiformes, Paralichthyidae. The record is from RefSeq and is a predicted model, not a curated record.